AUGUACGCCAAAUUCCUAAUGGCCUCGCCCUCGUCGGCGCUUUGGUUGCUGUCCAUUCCGGAGGCAGCUGCUCGGGCCCAUGGGCAACAUGCGAAAGGCCGCAUUAGCAUCAGCGAGGCAAGUCUCCGCUCGCCAAGGAGCUCUGGCGCCUCUAUUUCAGUGGGCAUGCUUGUCGGUCGGCUGCUCACGGAGGCAAUCGUCUUCGCCCGGAACGCCAUCACGCGAUUCGCAAACAGCGACCGGCGAGGUGCCGGUCCGCGCAAUUCCCUUGCUUUUAGCGAAACCCUUAUCCAAUCCCAGCAAGACGUCCUACCGGCGUUGUCGUCUUUCCAGCGCGCACUCAAAGCCGCAACGGAAGUUACCGAGAACCCCCCCGACAGCUACGACUACAACACCGAAGCACAUUACUCCGCCGAGUCGACUGACGAAGUAGCCGCCCGGGCCGGCAUCGCCGCCUGUCACAUCCUCCUCAGCAUUGGUCACAUUGAUCCCCGCGACGCGGCAUCAUCCGGCUCCGACGCGCUGCGCGGCCUUCUCGGCGCAUUGCGCGCGGCAGCGAGCGCGGCAGCGGCCGGUAGCAAUAGCGCUAACGACAGCAACAGCAGCAGCCGGCUUGACAUCUUUCAAGACUUCCUUCUCACAGCCGGCCCCUGCCAGAUCUGUCUGCUGGUCGUCCUGGCGCACAACAUCGAUUGCCUUCAUCGCAUCGCAACCUCCCUAGUUGGAGUGUGUCGACGGGAAACGGUGGGCCUGCUCAAGCUGUUGGAGGAAAUCACCAUUCUGGCGACUGGUGGUGGCGGCGGCGGCGGUGGCGGCACCGGCCGAGACGAUAGAGCCGCCACUGGCAGCACCGGUCGGAUCAGCAUUAUCGUACAGCUCGGCGACCGUGAUAGAAAUAACCGGCAUGGUGCUGCUGCCGCCGCCGCUGCUGCCGCCAGCACUGCAGCUUCCGGCGCGGACCCCAGCCAUAUGCUAUUCCUGCAGGCCCUUCAGGAGAUAGCCGGCGAGCUGCGGCCCGCCCUAGCGUCCUCGGGAUCUGGCGACGCCGCCGCGGCACUCCUGGAGGUCGUACUGCGAGCGGCGCACCGGCGGGUGAGCCGGGAGCUGGAACGUGUGGGCGUUACGCCGCCGUCACCGUUGGGCAAUGAUGCUACUGCCGCCGCAAGCCGGACGCGAGGCCUCUCCACCGCUAUGCUACAGCUGACAGGAGGACCCAGCCGCCGCAGCAGCCAAGGCUACAGCCACAGCAGCAGCCGCAGCAGCGUGAGUAGCGGCGGCAGCGCCGCCACUGCCGGAGGCGGCGGCGGCGGCGGCAGCAGCUACGUUCAAGACCACGAUCUGCCGAGCUUUUGGGCCGGCAGCGGCCUGGGUGGAGGUUAUGCAGCUAGCGGCAGCUCACUGGUGGGGAAGUCCAGUGCGCUCUCGCGACUGGUAGAUGGAUUCGUUGCGGAGGACGACGCCGUCGUUGCGGCGGCGGCGAUGGCGGCGGCUGAUACAGCCAAAGCAACCGCGCAGUGGCUGCGGCAGCUACGAUCAGAGGCCUCAGAUGGGACAUCAUCGUCGGUGUCUCUUUCGACGGUGACGGCGGCGAUGCCGGAGGCAACGGCGGCGGCAGCGGCGGCGGCAGCGGCGGGAGUUCCUUCCAAUCCCCCAUCCUCAUCGGCACGCGCCGUCACGUUCCCGUCAACAGCAGAGCGUCUCCUGUUGCAUGCAAAACAGCCUUCGAAGCAGCAGCCACUGCACCAGCACCAGCAGCAGCAGCAGAGCGCGGCACCGCAACAGGCGGCGGCGGCGGCGGCAUCCAACCCCCUUCCGGGUAGCUAUCAAUCACUCUCCACCAACCCCGGUGGCGACUCGGCCCACCUCGUCCAGAGCAUCAGCGUCGCGCUGCCUCAAGCCGGCAGCCGGCCCUCCCUCAUCAGCCCACCGACGGAACGCAGCCGCAGCCGUCGCCGUCGCCACCGUCUCCAUCGCCGUCACCGUCGUCGCCGCCGCGGGUCGCCUUCCCGGUUUCGUUGCGCUCCGCCGCAUCAGGGCCCACUGCCGCCGCCGCCGCCGCCAGCGACUCGGCCCCUGUACUGCAAUCCGGGAACUCUGCCGCAAGGUCGCAGCUGCAAACCAUUUACGAAGGCAGCUCUUCCGCAACAGCCGCAGCAGCAACAGCACAAACACCAACAACAAGAAGAAAAGAAAGGGCGAGGAGGAAGAGGAGGAGGAGAAGGAGGAGAAGGAGGAGGAGGAGGAGGAGGACGGCUAACCAGUUUUGAGGAGCUUGAUGGAGGCAUUCAAGAAGAGGAACCUGCGCACCGGGUAGUUCGAGUGCGGAGCCACACCGUCACACUUGGCGGGCUUACGAUCUCCGGCGGUGCACGCACGACAGCCUUUGAUGCCUAUAGUCGCGCCUCCGACAACGGCGGCAUCGCCCAUAUCUCCGCCGUCGGUGUCGACGGCAGCAUCGGCAGCGGCAAUGGCACCAUCGCCACCGCGCCCCGAAACCGCAGUGCGUCGGUAGCCGUACUGCGUCCGUCGGCGGGCCUGGGGUACGGCACCCAGCGGGAAGAUAAGGCCGGGGGCGGCAGUAGUUAUGGCACGGGCGGCGGCGGCGGCGGUAGCGGCAGCGGUGGGCAACGGCUCGCGAAAACGACGUCAUGGCAGGAGGCCGCAGCGUCUGCCGUGGCGGCAGCUGCCGCCGCGGCGGCGGCGGGGGCAUGGAAGCCCGCUGCCGUCGUCAGCAGUGGUGGCGGCGGCGGCGGCGGCCUCACCAGCGUAUCAUCUCUGGGCCCUCGCUCUAGCAUCGGAAUUGGGCAACCUUCUGUUUUAGCGACCAAGACUUCUCUUUCAGGCGCCGGAUUGGGGAUACUAGCGGGAUUGGGAGCCGCCGCAGGAGCUCCAACGACAAUAACCGGCCGGACGAGUAUUUUGGCGGGGACUGCGGCGUCGGCGGCGGUGGCGGGAACGUUCGGCCGUACGUCCAUGCCAGGGGCGGGACUACCGCUAGGAGGCAGCAACAGUAUUCUUGGGGCCUCGUAGACGUUGUACGGCCUCGACAGGAACCUUUGUAGAUUGUGUACCAACAGACCGGGACGGGAUUACCGCUAUAGUAGACCGGGCAGCAGGACGUUUCGAAGUGGAGCGAUUGGGGGGAGUGGAGUCGGUCGGUCGGAAAGUGAUGCGUGUGUGCAUGAGUGUGGAGCGAUUGAGGGAAAGGGGAAAAGGGGGUAAAGGGGCACGAAGAGCAUGGGAGCUGCGGCGCCUGCAUGUAUAUGUGUGGGUGGGUGAGUGUGCGGGUGAGCGUAUGUGAAUGUGUGCAUGUGCAUACCGAGGGUAAGAAGACUGCGAUAACGGUCGUCGUUCUUAGGAUUUCGAGGGUUGCACGUAGGGAGGUUUCUGAGCUGGUAUGCCAUUGGCAUUGUGCACGACCACCUUAUGCUUGUGUGCGGUCUGUGGUGUUUUUAUGUCCUGCACGACAUCCUGACCUUCCUGCUAUCAUUCUGAGUAUAUAUUCCUGCCAGAGGCAGAGGACAUUAUCCUUCUUAACCAGCGCUACC
Molecule: messenger RNA, 3548 nt
Organism: Volvox carteri f. nagariensis
Lineage: Eukaryota; Viridiplantae; Chlorophyta; Chlorophyceae; Chlamydomonadales; Volvocaceae
Exons: 5
Coding region: 1-3030 (1009 amino acids)
Source: RefSeq, a predicted model, not a curated record